UAUUUUGGUAAGCCGGUCGUCAAAUGACGCCAUAAAGCUGCGACAGUUUGUGUGCGACAUAGCAACAUGGCUCUGUUUCCAGCUUUCGCAGAAACAGAGAGCACCAAAGUUGAAGAUUCCUCCAAAGAAUUAGACUGGUUGAAAAAUGAGAGUUUUCAGACCAGAGAUGCCCUCUCCAUUCACAGUCAGUAUCUGGAGAAGACCAGUGAGACGCUGAACAAGAGAAACUCAAGUGCUGGCAGAGAGGUGAGCUCUGCAGAGGAGGAGAGGAAGGGAGAGGAGGAAGAGGAUAAUGUGCCCAAAAAGAAGAAGAAGAAGAGUGAAAAGAAGAGGAAAAAGAAGAAAAAGCACAAAAAGAAAAGUGGGAGGUAUUCAGAGAGCAGUGGGUCUGACUCUGAAACUGUCUAUCCCAGUGACCUCAAAAGGGAAGAAGAGGUAGACAGGUCCCGGGCUGCUCCGUUAGCAAGCCGCUUCUCCUGGUUGGAUGACCUCUCAUCACCCACAGAGCAGCCGUUCUGUGUGGACCGUAAAGCGGACCCAGCCAACUGGACCUAUAAGUCCCUUUACAGAGGAGAUGUUGCCAGGUAUAAGAGAAAAGGCAGUUCGUCCUUGGGCCUGGACCCUCGCAGACAGGGAGUCAGCUGGGACGAGUCAGAAUCACAUAAGAAGCAGAAAGGCGGGGACAAGAAGAAAGCGGCAGACCGAUACUUCUCUACAGUCAGCCGCCAGCUGCUGAGGUCCGAGCCCUCUGUUCCUUUAUUACCAACCAUUCCUGAGUGCAGUGAUGCCGUCGCCUUCCUCCUGCUGAGUGAUGAUGAGGAGAACCAAGGAGGAAAGUCUGCUGACAGAGUGCAGACAUCAUCAGUAAACCCCCUCGGUGUGUAUGACUCCUCCACGGCUCUGUGGCUGCAGGGGAAGGGACAGCAAAAUCAGGACGUACAGGCGGGGCAGAGGGCUGCACUGUUGGCCGGGAGGACCGAAGAGUUUAACAGGCGGCUCAGAGAGCAGCCAGCAGACACGCAGCUGUGGAUACAAUUCAUAAAAUACCAAGACGACCUGAGUACGACAGCGUUUGGAGGCGAGGAGGAGCAACAGGGCAGCGAUUCAUCUGAGCGUUCCAAGUCUUCCCACCGAGCAGUCCUGGAGAAAAAGCUAAGCAUCGCAGACCGUGCAGUGGCCACCAACCCUGGUUCCAUAGCUCUGCAGCUGGAGAGGCUCAGGAUCUGCCAAGAGCUCUGGGAGCCCUCACUGCUGGCUAAGGAGUGGAAGAAGCUGGUGUUCCUCCAUCCAAACAGCGCGUCCUUGUGGAGAGAGUAUCUGCUGUUCACCCAGAGUUACUUCAGCAACUUCACAGUGUCAAAAGUCAACUCUGCAUACGGGAAGUGUCUAAGCACGCUCAGUGCUGUGCGUGACGGCAGCAUGGUCUCUCACCCAGCCCUGCCAGGGACCGAGGAGGACAUGUUGGAUAUUUUCACCCAGCAGUGCCAUUUCCUGCGUCAGUCUGGUCACUCAGAGAAAGCGAUUUCUCUGUUCCAGGCCAUGAUCGACUUUACGUUCUUCAAACCUGACAGCGUAAGGCAGCUGUCCACCAAGCAGCAGGUUGAGUUUUUUGAGCCGUUCUGGGACAGUGGGGAGGCGAGGGUUGGAGAGCUGGGGGCCAGAGGAUGGAAAGCCUGGAUGCUCCAGCAAGAGCGCGGAGGGUGGCUGCAGCCAACUGCAGAGGAAGAAGAGGACGAGGAGGAAGAGGACGAGGAGGAGGUGAAGGAUCGGAGCCAGCCCAGACACGCAGUCUGGUUGGAUGUGGAGUCGUCUCGCGAAGCAGUUCACUGGCUGCCCUGGAGGCCUGACAAAGCCAAGGGCCAAUCAGAAGAGGACUGCGAGGACCCGGACAGACAGGUGUUGUUUGAUGACAUCGGUCCCUCCCUAAUUUGUCUGUCCUCACCAGAGCUCGAGCUUUGUCUUCUUCUUCGUUUCUUUUCAUUCCUGGGACUGCCCAUAGACUCUGCGCUCUCUGCUGCCCCUCAUCAGCCUGGUCUGCUAUUGGAGAACCUUUCUUUCCUCACUCAGGGUGAUGAGCUCCGACGUCCUCUGACCUCCAACGACCUACCAGACCCCGGAGUUAACUCUGUAGGUGUCAUGACCACUCUCCAGGGAACAGGGAAGUGGGUGGGUCUCGGGAAGCAGGGCGAGACAUUUGUUACCAAUGUAUUCAACAUGAUCCAGCCUGUCCUUCCCGCUCACCACCGUGCCGUCCUCUCACUCUGCCGGAUACGGUACGAGAAACUCAAGGUCUUGCGCUGCCUGCGUGGUGGCAACAAAAAGCGUCUCCGCUCUCAGGGCAAGAGUAGCAAGCGGGUCGCAAAACAACUGCUGAAAGAACCCGACAACCGCUCGUCGCUGGUGCUGUGGCGGGAGUACGCGCACCUGGAGUGGAUGCUGGGCAACUUUGACGAGGCUCGCAAAGUUUUCUCCACAGCUACAGAGAUAGGGGGAAGCAAAGGGCUGAGGAGCCCCACCCUCUGUGAAUUGUGCCUGCUGUGGGCCCAGCUGGAGAUGGAGGAUGGGGCACAUGUGCGAGGAGGAGGACUGUCCGAUGCCACCAAGUCCCCAGCUGUGUGUGUCCUAACCAAGCUAGCAGAAGAAAGCUCCUCAUCGUCCCCUUCAUCCUCCCAGUCCCUCUCACCGGUUUCUGUCCUGAAAGCUAGGAGGUCAUAUGAGCAGGCCCUGACUGCAGGCUUGUCAGCUCUGGACCAAAACCCUCGCAACCCUCAGCCCACCAAAAAUGGUGAUCAGGAGGACCUGCUCGGAGAGAAGCUGAGAUUGAGGGGCCUGGCAGGUUGCUACGCUCUGUUCCAGUACCUCACAGUGGGCAUUCAAGCAGGUCACGCUGUCUACAGCCAGGCUAGAGUGAAGAUGGAGGAGCUGCACCACGCACUAAUACCUGACAAGCAGCUUAACAGCAAGGAGAAGGCCAAUCUUGCUGGCACUGAUGCUAGCCAGUCUGCGGCUAAUUCGAGCCAUAUUAGCGAGCACUAUGUUAACAGGCUAGCUUCUGAGUGUGAGGCGUUAGCAGUGCAGCAGGUAGCGUUGCUUAGGUACCACAACAACAUCAGUGUGUUUCCAUUGACAACACUGAGGCAGACGCUCACCUCUGCCCUCUCCACAUGGCCCAACAACGCCCCUCUGUGGAGCAUUUAUGUACAGCUUGAGAACCGGUACCAUAGUGCUGGUCGUGCACGUCGCUUUUUUCACUCUGUAACCAGAGAUAACAGCAGUGUGGUGCCACGCCUUUUUGCCAUUGUUGCUGAACAACAAAGGAAGCAGCUGGUGGACGCUGCCCUGAGGUCUUGUGGCAGUGAUGCUGCCUUGUCCAUCCUGCCAGAGAAUGGCCUCAGCAACCGUAUACGCGCGCUGUACGAAAGCACCAUAUCAACAGAGAUGGGCUCUCGCUGUCCUUUACUUUGGAGGAUGUACAUGCAUUUCCUGGUGUCAGAAGGGAAGGUGGAUAAAGCCACAGGGAUCUUCUACAAGGCCUUACAGAACAUACCCUGGGUUAAGAUCAGGGUUUGUACAUGGACGGAGUGCAGCUGUUCCCUGAGCAUCUGCAGGAGUUUGUAGAUGUGAUGACAGAGAAAGAACUCCGACUCAGGCUGCCUUUAGAAGAACUAGAUAUACUGCUGGAGGAAUGAACACACGCACACACACACCUCAUUCAGGAACUUGAGUCUGGUUUACUGGCAACAUGACCACCCUGCAUAUUAGCACAUUUGUUGGCAAGAAGAGGAGACACAUAGCAGUUGCAGUGAUCUUAUCUAGAGACGGGCAAGGAGCCAUCCUUUGUUCAUUUUGUCUCACAAACCCCUAGUACUAUCUUAGUACCUGACACUGUCAGUAAAUCUGAUUCUCUGUUGUAGAUUUAUUUCUGAAUGUGAGCUUACACUGUAUGCACACUGAGGUUAAAGGCCAGUGUUCUGAACGAAAUAUCAUAAAACUCCAUGACAUGUUUAUAUCAUAUGUGAUUAAAGAGAGUAACUCCACAUUCAAGGGCAAUGAAAGAAAGUGUAAACAAAUAAGAUGAUUAAGGAUCAUAAAGAAGAAAUAAAUGAAAAAGAAAUGAUAACAUGACUUGUCAGUUUUUAACUGCAAAUCUUCACAUACUAAUGCUUCAAUUUGUUCACACUGCUUUGGACAUCCCUGAGUAAAGAGACUCUUGAUGAUGAUAAUGAGGUUAAAUGAAAUUGUAUCCCUGUAGAUUGGUGGAAGGUCCAGAUACCGAGAAUAAAAAAAGAUCAGACUGCAGUGUCAAGUUUAGAAAGUUGAUACUUUUAUCAUGGUGCAAAUUUUAACACAGAUUUUGCUCUAUUACAUUUUAUUUUGUUAUGUGAACUGGUGAGCUAUGUGCUGUUGUUGUUAUUUUAACUUUUUGUGAAAACCCCGUCUUGUUUAAAGAAUUAUAUAUCAAACACAGGGAAUUAAAUCUAUUUUUAUUUUAUGUGCCUAUGCUACGUUUCAUGUACUUAUUACCUCUGUGGCUCACAACACUAUUUGGCAAAACACACCUGUGAAUAACCUAAAAGUUUUCCCCAACCCUUUUCUUAUAUUCACACCACUGGAAAUGCUGUACACGACAGCAGUGUCGUCGCUACCUCCAUCCAC
Messenger RNA from Scatophagus argus, 4656 nucleotides. It is a transcript of the gene nrde2, whose product is annotated as NRDE-2, necessary for RNA interference, domain containing. Bases 67 to 3618 code for a protein of 1183 amino acids. Gene Ontology annotation, cellular component: catalytic step 2 spliceosome. The record is from RefSeq and is a predicted model, not a curated record. Gene Ontology annotation, biological process: regulatory ncRNA-mediated post-transcriptional gene silencing; RNA processing; negative regulation of RNA catabolic process. Gene Ontology annotation, molecular function: protein binding. NCBI's taxonomy places the organism in Eukaryota, Metazoa, Chordata, Actinopteri, Scatophagidae. The transcript has 19 exons.